AUGGCGGCAAUGCGAGGACCGCGCUUGCAAGUUGGCUCUGCAGCAUGGAUUACCGAGGAACGAAAUGCAGCUCUACAGAUCACUCAAUCGGAGGUUGAUGAGUUCUCGUACUCCGCCCGAAAUGAGCUCGACUGGCUCAACGAGCACAUGGCAAGCAUCUUUAAUGAAAAUGAAAUAAACUUUGCAGAAACAUUCAAAACACCAGCAAAACUUCGCGGAAAGACACCGAGAACCGCUAGAAAAGCGAAACCUCUGGAGACACGCGUGCCUCUUUCCGAGGUCUUCUCUGCAACUCCAAACGGAGCUUCGAGUCCCAUAAGUCGUCUGCAAUCUCCGGGAGUACACGAUGACGCAGCGAGAGGCUCUCCAAGUCCCGUCAGACCAUCGCCGGCUCGUGUCGCAGUUUUCUCACAGAAGUCAGCCAUACAAGUGACACAGGACUCUGGCUACUUUGGGAGCCAAGAUGUUGCCUCAGUGAAUAUUCACAUGGACUCAGACUCUGAUGGACACGACCGGCUACAACAAGGUGCUGUGCAGACCACGACAGUUCCACUGAAGAAUAGCCCCGCAAACGCUUCCACUCAACCUUCGCCCGAGAAGACAUUCCAAACGGCUAAAGAGGACCAGACAGCACGAGUUUCUGCAGAUGCAUCAAAAAAGAUCAUCCCUGAAGCACAACUCAAUCUUCAUCGCGAAUCAGAGUACGAAGAUGAUGUAUCACCUGAACGACAGUUGAGUUUGGAAGCAAAACAGGGCGCACGUUACCCUGAUGAUGAUGCCCGAUCUGCAUCGGACGGCUCUAGUCCUAUUCGGCCUAUAGUUCGUAAGAGCAGUCUGAAUUUUGCAUCGUUGCCAGCCCGGGAGCCUCUCGCAGCUGGUAAGACCAAUGGUGCGCGGGCCUCUCGAACCAGCCAUCUCGACCACAUCAGGACUAGUUACUACAAUAGACCGACAGGAGGCAAGAGCCUUGGAGGAAACCUAACGAAGCCGGACCGAGAUGAGAACCAGGAAAAUGAAAUGGAGGUGGAUGAUGAACUUCCUUCGCAUCCUGCUACAAAUCAGGACAACAAGACUUACACCCAACGGCUCCAAGACCAGAUCAACAUGCUUGGCCAAUCUCAAGCGAAGAGUGUCCAAACACAGCCGCAGAGCAAGACCUCUGCCCUCAAAGCCGUUUCUCCGAUUCCCUUGAACACGCUUCAAUCCACACCGGGGGCUUUUCCAGAAGAUGAUGAUGACGAUUGGAUCGAGCCACCAGCAACUCUAGCGGCGGCAAAUGAGGAACGGCCAAGCCUGCCAAAAAGCCAUUCAGCAGAUGUAAUGGAGGGCAUUCAGGGCAAAAAGACUAUUGGCGAAACGGAUUUUGCCAUGUCAGAUGACGACAAUGCCGAGGUCGACAAGCAAUUUGCCCAUCCGGGCAAAGGCAAUGGUGCGAAGCUAACAUUUGGGCAUGGAAAGUCUGCCUCUGUUCCGGUUGUACCGAACAUGCGCCCCGCAAUGGAGGAUACUCACUAUCUGAAGAAAGUUGUGUCUGUUUCCAACCCAAGUCUACUGAAUGUGGCCGAAGCUGGUGCUUUGGGCACAUCCAAGUCACCUUCACGGGCAUUCCGAGAGAGCCCUUUGAAGCAAGUUAAGAACAAGCUCUCGUCUAUUCUCAAAAGCUCCAGAGGACUGCUCGUCAGUAGUGCAGCUAUUAGUGCCGAAGGGAAAUCGCUAAUGUCUCCUUCUUCAAACCGUCUCGGUCUUCAUUCUUUUAUGUCAUCAGAAUCCGUUGUUUCUCAGCAAGAAACUGGCUCCUCAGGAUCCCAGAGCGCGCCAGCCAACCAAGAUGCAAGCCCUACGCGGCUAACACGGCGUACGCGAGCGUCUGUUGAGAAGGAGAAAGAAGAGAAGAGACGUGAAAAGGAAGCCAAAAGAAUGGAGGAGCAAAAUGAAAAACUUGAGAAGGCAAGGCAAAAGGAACGCGAGAAAGCCCGUGUGUUUAGCAAGGAACAGGAGAAAGUUGCUGCCAUGGAGGUGCAAAUUGCAUCUAAGAAGGAAGAUGAACGGUCAGCGGUCAAGGAAACACCUAAGUCUUCAAGGACUGGACAUCGUAAUGCAAAAGUUUCUGGGGAAGAAACAACUUCUCUGAAUAAAGACAUCGACAUGGAGGAUGCCCCUUCGAUGCCACCACCGUCUGCGCCUCGCUCUCUUGGUCCAACUCACGCCACACGCAACAGGGAAACCAAGCGACCAUUUACAAGGGAAACACAAACUCGGCCAAAACAGGCGCCCACUGUUAUUCGAGUUAACACAGGAUCCCAACAUUCACAGUAUCGGUUGUCUACUGCACAGCCUGAUGUACCAAGUCUCUCUGCGAGCCAAACGCAACAACAGCUUACAAGCAGGGCUAGCAAGGCAUCAUUGCAACCAAAACAAUCAACACAGAGCUUGAGAGGGGCGGCUACUGCCGGCCGAGCUAAGGCGCAGGAAGUGGCUGCCAGGAAGAAGGAACAGGAAGAAAAAGAAACCCAGAAGAGACGCGACGCCAAGGCUGAGAUGGAACGAAAGAAAGCCGCAGUUCAGGAAGAGCAACGAAGGCAAGAACAGCUGAAACGCCAGGAGACUGAACGCCAAAGAAAGCAACAACAACAAGAACAGGCCGCACUGCAAUCCCAAUCCCAGACCAAAGGCAAUGCUCAGAGAAAAGCUGCCAUUGAAAAGGCGAAGCAGACCAGGGCGCCACCCCCUGCUGUGCGUUCCCAGCCUAAUGGCCCACCGGACUCUGCGAUGGGCCAGGAUAGUCAACCUGCGCGCCCCCAGCCUCGGAUGACAUCCACUGCAAACUCGGGUCAGGAUGAGCUUGGUAGGCCAGUUAAUGGGGUCUUAUCCAACACGGGCAAAGCCGGUUCGAAACGAAACUUCGUCCAAGAGAAAGGCGAUAAUGACUAUGAAAAACGCCCCCAAUCUCGCGGGGGCCCAGCAUAUCAAAUUAACGACGCUAAGCGACGACGAACCAGUGACGCUUUUGAUGAUGAAGCUGAUACAUCUGGCCAAAGGAACAUCAAGGGACCCCCUGUUCGACCAUCAGCUGGAUUCAAGAAGGAGCUACCGCCGAAGACUGUUUUUCAGAGCGGUUACACAAAUGCACCACAUAGUGCUACCCGCGAUCUCUUCAAGGCCACCAUAACCGCCCAGCAUGCCAACCAGAUGAAGGCAUCCCACCCCUUAGAAAUGGCUCAAAUCUCGAAGGGUGCUAUUCCAUUUGCCCCUAACCCGAACGCCGCAGGCCCAGCUUAUAAGACUCCUGCCCGACCUGGCCCUGUCAAUAGUGCCAAGUCUGCUGCCAAGUCUGUGCCGAGGUCUUCUCCGCGUUUCCAGAAUGGUGAAGCAAUUGAACUGCCUGAAAUCCAAACUGAUGACGAUAGUGAAGACGACGAGGCAAACGGCGUUGUAGUGGCGCCUUGGGCGGACUCACCAGAUCUAAGAAAAGCCUUGGUUGACCAGGAGACUAUGGAUCCUUCACUGAUUUUUGGACCGCCGCGACCGCUCAACAUGGAAGAAGUGUUCAGCAAGAGCAAAGAUAGGUGGCACAAAUUCCGUGCCAGAACCUCGAGUGCUAACUGGAGUGGGGCCGAUCGACUAACAGAAGAUGACAUUAGAAAGGAUAUGGCAGCCCGAGACAAGCUCAGGCGGGAUGGUGGCUGGUCUUAUGAGAUGAGCAAAGACAUGCUUUAA
This is a messenger RNA of Metarhizium acridum CQMa 102, 3717 nucleotides long. RefSeq lists its product as uncharacterized. Lineage: Eukaryota; Fungi; Ascomycota; Sordariomycetes; Hypocreales; Clavicipitaceae. The record is from RefSeq and is a predicted model, not a curated record.